AUGGCAGAGUUUGAAAUCUCCAACUUCAACAUUUCGAGGGCCCAGGGGGUUUACGCGCGCGGGCUCACCGUCUGCCCCCAGCUCGAGCUGUGGACGUCCUACGUGAAGUUCGUGUACUGCACGGGGACUGUCGACGAAUUCCGCAAGGCGUUGAUGCGCGCCGUAGACAAGCUGCGUUGGGACCCCCGCGCAGCCCCCCUCUGGCGAGAACUGCUGCUGCUGGACAUUCGAAUUUAUAAUUCCUCUUUGUUAAGCCGGGGGCAGGUGCAGGGCCUUCUAUCGGACUUCACCGGCAGAGCCACAGGCCCUCUGAUUCCCACAGACUUGGAGCAGAAAGUGUUUAGGACUCCUUUGUCUCCAGGAGGCAGCAGUUUGGUGGACCAGUACGGGGACGUCAACGUGCUGCGGACAAACUACCAAACGGUAGGGUUUAAACAGAGGUUUACUUACGCCAGGAAGGCCCACGUCGAGUUGACGCGCCUCACGCGAGACAUUGACUGGUCGUGCGUUGCGCUGCCCCUCUCCGUCCCUGAUAAGUCGCGGCAGGUAGGGUUUAGGGUUUAG
Molecule: messenger RNA, 564 nt
Organism: Eimeria necatrix
Lineage: Eukaryota; Apicomplexa; Conoidasida; Eucoccidiorida; Eimeriidae
Exons: 6
Coding region: 1-564 (187 amino acids)
Molecular function (GO): protein binding
Source: RefSeq, a predicted model, not a curated record